Molecule: messenger RNA, 1503 nt
Organism: Lachancea lanzarotensis
Lineage: Eukaryota; Fungi; Ascomycota; Saccharomycetes; Saccharomycetales; Saccharomycetaceae
Product: LALA0S02e01090g1_1
Exons: 1
Coding region: 1-1503 (500 amino acids)
Biological process (GO): glycogen metabolic process; UDP-alpha-D-glucose metabolic process
Cellular component (GO): cytoplasm
Molecular function (GO): UTP:glucose-1-phosphate uridylyltransferase activity
Source: RefSeq, a predicted model, not a curated record
AUGUUGUCGACCCCUAAAAAACACACGAAAACGCAUUCCACGUAUGCUUUUGAAAGCAAUACCAACAGCGUGGCAGCAUCACAAAUGCGCAAUGCACUCAACAAAUUGGCGGAUUCCGUCAAAGACGAAGAAUCGCGUAACAGAAGUGAAAUUGAGCUUGAUUCGUUUUUCACGCUGUUCAGACGGUAUCUGGUAGAAAAGGCUUCCGGAAACACGCUGGAGUGGGACCGUAUCAAGUCACCUAACCCAGAAGAAGUUGUGGAGUACUCUGUGAUCCAGCAACAGCCAGAACAGGUGGCCAAUCUCAGCAAGCUGGCCGUGCUGAAACUAAACGGUGGUCUGGGUACCUCAAUGGGCUGCGUUGGUCCCAAGUCCGUGAUUGAGGUGCGUGACGGGAACACGUUUUUGGACCUCUCAGUGCGUCAAAUUGAGUAUUUGAACAGACAGUACGACAGCGAUGUUCCGCUGUUGUUGAUGAACUCGUUCAACACAGACUCGGACACCGCGCAUCUCAUCAAGAAAUACACCGGCAACCGUAUCCGCAUCCGUUCUUUCAACCAAUCGCGUUUCCCACGUGUGUUCAAAGACUCGUUGCUGCCAGUGCCAUCAUCGUAUGACGACGAUUUGGACGCCUGGUAUCCUCCAGGCCACGGUGACUUGUUUGAAUCUUUACACGCUUCUGGCGAAUUGGACGCUUUAAUUGCACAAGGUCGUGACGUUCUGUUUGUCUCUAAUGGUGACAAUUUGGGUGCCACGGUCGACCUCAAAAUUCUUAACCAUAUGAUUGAAACCGGUGCCGAAUACAUCAUGGAGUUGACCGAUAAGACGAGAGCCGAUGUUAAGGGAGGUACUUUGAUAUCCUAUGACGGCCAAGUACGUCUGUUGGAAGUGGCUCAAGUGCCUAAAGAACAUGUUGACGAGUUCAAAAAUAUCCGUAAGUUCAAAAACUUCAACACCAAUAAUUUGUGGAUCAACUUGAAAGCCGUAAAAAGAUUGAUUGAAUCCAGCAGCCUACAAAUGGAAAUCAUUCCAAAUCAGAAAACCAUCAAGAGGGGCGGUCACGAAAUUAAUGUGUUGCAAUUGGAAACUGCUUGCGGUGCUGCUAUCAGACAUUUUGAAGGCGCUCACGGUGUAGUGGUUCCCAGAUCUCGUUUCUUGCCCGUCAAGACAUGUUCCGAUUUGUUCUUGGUGAAAUCGGAUUUGUUUGAAUUGGAGCACGGUGCUUUGCAACUUGACGCUUCCAGAUUCGGACCUAACCCGCUAAUUAAACUGGGAUCGCAUUUUAAAAAAGUUUCCGAUUUCAAUGCACACGUACCUCACAUCCCUAAGAUUGUUGAAUUGGAUCACUUGACUAUCACGGGUAAUGUAUUUUUGGGUAAAGGCGUCCAUUUGAAAGGAACCGUAAUUAUUGUUUGUUCUGAGGGUCAAAGAAUCGAUAUUCCUAAUGGAUCGGUACUGGAAAACGUUGUCAUUACGGGUAAUUUACAAAUCUUGGAGCAUUAA